UGUGCGCCGGCCGGCGAUGCGGGAAGUGCGGAGCGAGCGGCGCAGCCGGGCUCCCUUCAGCAGCGCUCCGCUCCCCAGCCAUGGCCGCUGCGGGCGGGGAUCCCGGCCGGGCCGCGCUCUCCAAGCUGCAGUUCGCUCCCUUCAGCAGCGCCCUGGAUGCGGGGUUCUGGCACGAGCUGACCCAGAGGAAACUCAACGAGUACCGGCUGGAUGAGACCCCCAAAGUCAUCAAGGGCUACUACUACAAUGGUGAUCCUUUGGGUUUGCCAGCUCGAUUGACACUGGAAUUCAGUGCCUUUGAUAUGAAUGCUUCCAUACCAGCACGUUGCUGUCCUGCUUUUGGAACAUUGUAUAACACCAACACUUUUGAGACUUUCAAGUCCUGUGAUAAGAAAGCACUUCUGGACAAGGAAGCAAAUGAGAUCUGGGAAUCCAUCAAAACUGGAACUGCUCUGGAGAACCCAAUGCUCUUGAACAGGUUCCUGCUGUUGACAUUUGCAGAUUUAAAAAAGUAUCAUUUCUAUUACUGGUUUUGCUACCCUGCUCUCUGCUUCCCUGAUGGAAUUCAUGUAACUCAGAAACCUGUUUGUCUUGGGGACAGGUUCUCACUAAAUCAGAUUGAAGCCCUGCAGAAAGCCUAUGAUGACCUCUGCCAGGAGGAGGGGGUGACAGCCCUGCCUUAUUUUUUAAUCAAGUAUCAUGAUAAUUCUGUCAUGGUAUCCCUGCUGAAAAGGUGGGAUGGCUUCUUUCAAGACCAAGGAGGAAAGGUGACAGUUGGAGUUUAUGAUCCCUGCAAUUUAUCCCAGUAUCCAGGAUGGCCACUGAGAAACUUCCUGAUCCUGGCAGCCCACAAAUGGGGCAGUGUUCUGCAGAGGGUUGAAGUGCUCUGCUUCAGAGACAGGACCAUGCAAGGGGUCAGAGAUAUCACACACAGCAUCAUCUUUGAAAUCAAACUGCCAGAGACACCUCUGAGCCCAGAUUGUCCAAAAGCUGUUGGAUGGGAGAAAAACCAAAAGGGAGGCAUGGGGCCAAGGAUGGUGAAUCUCAGUGAGUGCAUGGAUCCAAAAAGGUUAGCAGAAUCAUCCGUGGAUCUGAAUUUGAAGUUGAUGUGCUGGAGGUUGGUCCCUACUCUGGAUUUGGACAAGAUUGUGACUGCCAAGUGUCUGCUGCUGGGAGCUGGCACCCUGGGCUGCAGUGUUGCAAGGACUUUGAUGGGCUGGGGGGUGAGGAAAAUCACUUUUGUGGACAAUGCAAAGAUCUCCUACUCCAACCCCGUGCGGCAGCCGCUCUACGAGUUCGAGGAUUGCCUGAGUGGGGGCAAGCCCAAGGCUCUGGCAGCAGCAGACAGGCUGCAGAAAAUCUUCCCAGGAGUGAGCUCUGAAGGUUACAACAUGAGCAUCCCCAUGCCAGGCCACCCAGUGAAUUUUUCUGAGGUGACAAUGGCCCAGGCUCAGAAGGAUGUGGCCAAGCUUGAGGAGCUCAUUGAUGGCCACGAUGUUGUGUUCCUGCUCAUGGACACCAGGGAGAGUCGCUGGCUGCCUGCUGUCAUUGCAGCCAGCAAGAGGAAGUUGGUCAUCAAUGCUGCCUUGGGAUUUGACACUUUUGUUGUUAUGAGACACGGCCUAAAGAAGCCAAAACAGCAAGAAUCUGGUGAUUCACAUUUCAGCAAUGCCUCUGCUGCUUCUGAUCUGCUGGGAUCCUCACUCUUCUCAAAUAUCCCUGGCUAUAAACUGGGCUGCUACUUCUGCAAUGAUGUUGUAGCACCAGGGGAUUCCACCAGGGACCGGACCCUGGACCAGCAGUGCACGGUCAGCAGGCCUGGACUGGCCAUGGUGGCUGGAGCCCUGGCAGUGGAGUUAAUGGUUUCUGUCCUGCAGCAUCCAGAAGGGGGUUAUGCUGUGGCCAGCAGCAGUGAUGACAGAAUGAAUGAACCACCCACUUCUCUUGGGCUUGUUCCUCACCAGAUCCGAGGAUUUUUAUCCAGAUUUGAUAAUGUUCUGCCAGUCAGCCUGGCAUUUGAUAAGUGCACAGCCUGCUCAGCCAAGGUCCUUGACCAGUAUGAACGAGAAGGGUUUAAUUUCCUAGCUAAAGUUUUUAAUUCUUCACAUUCCUUCUUGGAAGACUUGACAGGUCUGACUUUAUUACACCAGGAGACACAGGCUGCUGAGAUCUGGGACAUGAGUGAUGAUGAAACAGUUUGAAAUCAGGUGCUGAGGAGGAGGAGGAUGCUCUGGAGUGCAGCCCUGCCUUUUAUCUGUGCUUUGAGGAGUUAAUGAUUGCUUACCCCUCCUGACUGCUGGAAAGACAAACAAACAGAACCCACGUUUUGCCAUGAAUAACUUCACUUUCAAAGCAGUCUCUUAUGGACAGGACUCACCAUGUUUUCAUUUUUAUUGUGUAAAUAACUGCAGCAAUGUGCUUAUGUUUAAACCUGGUCUCUCAUUUUUGGUUUUUUGUUUUGGGUUUUUUUUUCAGUAUCUAAAUAUGGCUUACAUAUAAAAAAUGCUGCUUAAGUAAAUUAGGGUGGUUUGUUUGGGCCAGGUUUUAUUUUGCUUGUCAAUAGCCAUGUCCAAGCUGCAUUUCUGAAUGGCUUUUUUCAUCUCUCUCAAAUUUGGGGCACUUUAGUUGGAAUUUGUGAAGAUUGAGCAUUUUCUGCUCUUGGGAGUUAAAUUUAAUGCUUAAAGGUGGGCAGGAGUGGGUAAGGACCUGAACCUGCUGCCUCCCCCACAGGAGUUAUUUGCAAACAUGCAUUUCAGCUGCAGUUCUGGAUGUGUCCAUGGAAUUGUUAUUCUCUGUAAAGAUCCCAUCUUUUCAUGCUGUGGAAACAAAGUGAUUUCACUGAUUUUUGCCCAGGAAUGACCAAAACAUUUAUAUCAUGAUUAGGCUCCUCUGAAGCUCAGAGAAGGCUGUGUUUUAUGGUAAAAUAUUGCUUUGGGGGGUGCUGGAUCGUUGAUUCAGUCCAAACCUGUAGGGAAAUGCUUCACUGAAACGAGAAAUUUGUUCUCUGACGUUGCUGUUCUUGGGUGUGGUCGUGCAGAACCUUGCAGGUGUUCAAAAAGAGCAAUUCUCUUUUCCUUUUUGCUUCAUUUAAUUUUUUCAAGUGGCUUCAGAGAUUAUGGCUGAGCACAAACAGGAGUUUGAGAAUCCUUGAGUUUAAAAAAAUAGCUUGAGGAAAAAGGAGUUUGAAAAUAUCAAAGUGCAUUACUGCAAAAUUGAAAGUGAAUCUAUUGGUCUUAACUUGGAAUGGGUCUUAGAAGGAAAUUUGAAGUCUCUUUCAUAGCUUUAUAUUGUGGGGUUUAUGAGUUAACUCACUUAGAAAAAAUGCAAAUCACUUUAUCUGCCAAGCAGCCUCUAUUUCCCAGAUAUAUUAUGAAAUUUACUUGGUAAAUCCAAUUAUUUUAGUUCCUUCCUUAACAUAAGCUCUGAAGAUUUUUUUGUAGACGAUUUCCCAACUUCUCUCUCAUCAGAAGUUCAGUCAGGUCAAGGAUAUCUGCAACUCCCAUCUUCUGAUCAGAAAAGAUUUACUGAAACCUGCUGAGAUUUGCACCAAGUGUCUAAAAUAGCCAUUAUUGUCUAAAAUCGCCAUUAUUUCUAUUUAUUUAUUGUCAUAGCCAUUAUAUUUACAUUAUUUCUUACCUGGGGGAAUAUCUAAUUUAGGUAACUUCAGUGUAAUAUAAAAAUCUAUUUGAAUGCAAUAUAUUUUGGAAAUCAGAGCAAAUAAUCUCUUGGUGGUCAGGCACUGAAGACUGAUUGAAACCCUGAAAUCUGCAUUUUAAAGCAGUUAAAAUGGAUCAUGACUUUGCAGCCGUGUUUUUAGCCAUGGCACAGUCCAGCUGGAGCCAUGGGUUGGUGCCAGGAGAGUUUAAAGGGAAUAAUCUGCUUUUUUCUCUUUGGGAGCUGCUGACCCGUGCAGUGUGAGCAGCUCUGCACUUUGGGGUUAUCUAAGACUGGAAAGCUGAGUCUCUCUGAGCCAGGAAAACAUUCAGAAUUGUUUUAAAUACCUGCAGCUCUGCUGGGGCAGCCUGUGCAGGGGGCAGGAGGAGCAGUUCAGAGCUCAGGUUCAUGUUCCCAUGUUUGUUCCCAUGUUCCCUUACCUCUCCAUCCCCAUGCAUCCAGCUCUCCCAGGCUGGCUCCUUCCUGGCCAUGUGCUUCCCAGAUGUGCCUGGUGUGCACAAACCCUUCCCUCUCACUUGGAGUGACUUUCCUUAGCUGACUAAAAUUGCUGAUUCCUUUCUCCUUGCGGACCAGAAUUGUUCUUGUUUCGCUUUUGCUGUAUUUCUGGGCAUUCACUGAGUGAGAAAUCCCAGGAAUCCAUUCCAAUGAAUCAAUGAAUGUACAUUCAAAUACUGAUAGCAGAUAAACACGUUUAUUUGCUGCUUUGUAUGCACUUAAUGCAGGAUUUCUGCACAGACCCCAGCUCCAGUGCUUGCUGUUUAAUGGGGCAAGCUAAACUUUCCCUUUCUUCAUGGAGGAGCUGGGAUUUUAAUGUUAUUUGUGCUCCUCCACCAUGGCACCAGCAAGAGAAAAACACUGAAUUUUCUUCAUUGGUGCCAGUCAACAGUUCAUAAAAUGCUAUUUAUGAUUCCUUUUAAACAGUAAAUUUAAGUAGUAAACAGUGAAGACCCUGAAGUUUCACUGGAGAACCCAGCCAGGGCUUUUCAGGUGUGAACCAAAUCUCUUGGGAAGAGGGAGUGAGCAGCCUAAGAGGAUCCUGCUCCUGUUCUUAAAUUAUCUCAUAGGAAUCUAGUGGCAUUUUAUGGCAAUCUGCAGCUGUGCCACCCCCAUGCCUCAUCUGGGGACAUUUAAUUCUGUUAGCAGAUCUCAGUGGAGAGCUCUGACACCACUUCUGUACUUGAGCAUUAAAGAAACUGCUGGAAUGACAGCUUCUGUUGUGAUUUCACACUGCUGCCAGCUGGAACUGUGCUUCAGUAUCACCCCUGCAGUGUGCUCUGCUGAGGUUCAGAAUCUGUAGCAUGAACCACAUCCAUCACAGUGAGGAAUCUGAGGCUCUGUGAGAGUUUUUUUCCUUGGAGCCCUGGACCUUGGGCAGUGGAUUUCCCUCAGGGACACCUGGGGACUGCCCUGGUGCCAUCACAGCCUUGGCCAGAACCGUUCCCAGAGUGGCUGCUCUGAGUCUGGAGCCUUCAGCACUGGGAUUUGUAAGGGAGAAAGGCACAGAUGUGAAAAUGCCAGGGAAAUCCAUGGAGGAGGAUUUGUGAUGGCCCAGGUUGGUUGAGAAGGAACCACAUGAGUUCCAUUCCCGGGAAGCUGGUGGCUCCCAAGAACUAAAGAACUUCUGCUUCAGUAGAAGGCAGCAGCAUGGGAAAUAUUUUGGCACAAUAAAGGAAUCUGCAGUGCCUGUUCCAGGCCUUAAAAUCAUGGAGUUUGAACUUGGAAACACGUUUUCCCUUCCCUGUGUCCUCAGAGAAGCCCACGGAGGUAAACUAAAAUUCCCAUUUUGCCAUCUUUGAUAUUCCUAUCUCACUUCCUGCAUGUCCCUGCCCAUGGCAGGGGGUGGCACUAGAUCCUCUUAAAGGUCCUUUCCAGCCCCAUAACAUUACCUGACUCUAAUCUUGUUUCUUUGUAUAAAUUCUGGCUGCUCACCUUAAAGGCAUGCAACAGAAGUAUUUGCAAAACUGAGUGGCUCUGCCAUCUGUAAGCACUUUAUUUUAAUUUUUCACUUGUGCUCUUGUAGAAAACUCACUGAAAUGGGUUUCAUUUCUGAGCUUUGCCCUGUGCAACCAUGAGAUAACACUUGUUUCUCUCUUAGUGAACAAAUUCUUCCUGGAUAUCUGUUAGCUUGCAUAACUGGGAUUGGUGAUAGAAUCAGGUUUGGUUGGAAAAGACCCUUGAGAUGAUCAAGUCCAAGGGUUGCCCCAGCCCCUCCCAGCUCACCACUGCUUCAUCUCACACUGCUCUGGGACUGUGCAAAGAACUCACCCAGCUCCCAAUUCCCUUGGAGUUUCUGCCCCUUUUUCCAGGCACACCAUAAAAGCAGUGAGAUUCUGAGGUGGCUUUUGGGAGCAGACUUUGCUGUGCAGGAUUCUCGUGGAGGCCAGGGAUGGGUGAGGUCACUGGUGGUGAUCAAGGACACUGCCUCUCACAAAAUCCAGGAGUUUAUUUUUAUAUAGUUCCUCUUCAAAGCACAACCAAAUGUUAAAAGAGUUCCAGGCGAGUCCCAGCUCUCGAUUCUUGUGGGAAUAGGAAGGAUUGCUCACAUUCUUGCAGAAAAAAUCCAUUUCAGGCUGGCACACAGCCAGCCUGUCUGCUCCUUCCACGUGCUCCAGGGUGUCCCUGCUCAGGGACUGCUGCUCUGGGACUUGGCUUUCAGGGGGCACAGGAACAGAGAGCAGGAGCAGCUCUGUGGUGGGAUUUUACUGCCAAAUUUUGAAUUUCUUUUUGAAAUAACAAUGCAAAGCUUUCCUUAGAAACAAAUACGCAUUUAUACUCCAAAGAGAGCCAUUAAGGAAGUAUUUGCAACAUGGGAAAUUUUAGCUGACUUCAUAAGAACCAGAGUCUGGAAGAUGUCUCCAGCCUGUUACCAUUUGGCCUCAUUAAUUCCUUUUUUUCUUUCUUUUUAUUCCAUUUUCAGUGCAGCUGAUGUGCUCGUGCAUAUCCUGCCAGAAUGAAACUUUCCUUGCAGAGGCUGUUGUGCACCUUUGCUCUUGCAGAGCACCUGGAUGAGCUGUUUUAAAAGGCAGAAAUACUACACUAGGAGGACUUUGGACUGUGCCAGGGUGUAAAUCCCUAACCCAUGAAAUCCCUGCCUACCUGUCCCAUUUCCAGCUCUCCAUCCCUUGCAGCUGCCUGGGCUUUCUCCAGAGCCUAAAAACACCACACAGGUCAUGUUUUAGGUUUGAAGUUCAUCUGGAGCUGCCCUCUCUGCUGCCUCCUCAGCUUUCCAGUGUAAUCAUUUCUGGAAAGCUCAUUUUCUUACCUGUGCAACCUGGGCAGGUUUGGAAAUAAAAAGCUCUAAGAGUUUAUUGACUGUUUUUUUCUGUCACUUUACUUUUAUUGAUAACCUAUCAAGAAUCUCUCUGGGCUUUAUUCUCAGUUAUCCUGGGUCAAACUGUUGUUUUGUUGCCAUGUUGAAGGUUUAAUACCCAGGCUGUGGCUCGUGCUCCUCUGUACCCCCCUUUUCCUUCAGGUCAGCACUGACACCCAGCAAUCCUCACCCAGCACCAGUCCAGUUUGGGAAGGAAUCCCUGGAAUGAAUCACUUGAGGAUUAUUUUAACCAGGCUGAAGCUCCUCCCAAAAGCAUUACCAGCACUAAGCUGGAGUGGCAGGGAUGUGCCUGGAGCACCUCAGGUAUUCCAUGUCUUAGGGCAGCAGUUUUCUCACCUCAUUUCCCAGUGCCAAUGAUCUCACCCCAGGAUGAGGAUGCAGAUAUCUGCUCCAACCAUGUUUAAGUUCAAGCUCUAACUGCACCCUCACUAAUUAUAUUAUCAGCCUGUUGUGACCUAACCACAGCACUUUGUCAAAUAGAGUGGAAUUAUUUAGGAUGGAUUUUCAGCACCCACCAGUUAUUUGUCAGAACUUAACCAGCACAGGUUCUUAACCCAGCCAUUGGAGCUCCUUGGGCUCGGGGAGAAAAAGGACAAUCAGGAGUUCUAAAAACAGCCUGGGCUAUGUUUCCUGGCUGGCAGGGAGCACACACUCCUUCCAUCCAUCUCCUGCAGCUCUCCAAAUGCCUGUUUCCUCCUGCUCUGUGCAUGGAUGUUUGUGUAGGACAUUGAUAGGAAGCACAAUGGGCUUUGUCUCUGCAGUGAAGGUCACAUGCACACGUGCCUUUCAUUUGAAAUGUAAAAAGAGUCAAAUUACUUCUUAACAAAAUACUGUAGUGAGCUAACAGGAAAGGACAGGAGCAACUGUACAGGGCUGUGCUGCUCCAAAUCAAAAGCCAAAUCAAAUCCAAAUCAAUGAGUUUUCAAAAAUUAUUCCUUGUAAUUUCCCUCCUCUCCCAUCCAGUUCCUUUCUGUUCUUACAUUCCUUGGCUGUGGGUUGCUGCUUCAGUAGUCUGAGCAUGCAAAAAUCCAGGCUCAUGUGUAACUUCAGUCUUUGGCACUGGGACACUUGACUUUUGCAAGAUCUCAGCAGAAUGAUUCACUGCUUGAUUUGUUAGUGAAAUACUGUUCUGCACUGUGGAAGUAGGGAAAGGGAGACAUUAAACUGGACAUCUGGAGUUUUUUGCCUCCAUUUCUCUUUUGGUCUGAGACCUUCAUGGUCUUGUGGUGGCCUUCACUCACCCCUCAGAAGCUGCACUGAUGCAUCCUGCACUGCACGGUCCCAGGCAUGUGAAAUGCAAGCUGGAGUCUCUGCUGGGAUGGUUUUGCUUCCCAGCUGAAAUCAGUGUGGGCUAAAGGUGCCUGGAGCAGAGCUGCUGGAAAAGGGAGGGAGGGAGGAAGGAAGGUUGGUUCUGUGUCUGCUGCUCUGAAAGCAUUUGGACUCUGGGUUUUGAUGGGUUUUGGUGUCUCUUCUUUCCUCUUUCUUUUUCUUUUGUUUUUCCCUUUUCUCCCCACAUCCCCAGUGCCUCCCUCAGGGAGAGCUCUCAGUGACACCCACAUUCAUUUCCAGGGACAGACUUCUCUCAAAUUAGCAGGGAGGGAUUCUCUAAAGCAGGCACCGUUUUCCUUGAGGUUUUUGCUUUGUCUGUGAGUGUCUUUAUUUUCAUUUCGUGCUUCCAAGGCUGACUUUUAUCCAGUAAUUCUGUAGGUGUUGCCACUUCCUCAGGAACCUGUGACUCAGGCGACGUUUAAAUGCUGUGACAUCACCACAGCUCCCCUUGGAAUUGCUGCUUUCCUAAAUAAGGCUCCUAAGUGCUUUUAAUACUCCCAGCUCUGCUUUGAGGUUUUCUGUGUGUGAGGGGGGAGGGAUGGAGGGGUUUCAUUCCUUAAGGCAGCCCUGCCAUUCUGAGGAUCCAGCCUUUUGAAUUGCUGAAAUCCCCAGUGCUGCUUCAAAUGGGAGAUGCACGUUGGUACUCCAGCUGUUUAUGAAUGAAGUCAUUGGAGCCAGGCUUUGCAGAGGUUCUGCUGGUGUAAAUCAGGCUUAAUUCACUCUGCUCUGGAGAGGGGAGGAGAAGCCUCAGCAUUGUUCUGGAAGCAAUGCAAACCAAAGGUGUGUUUUCUUUUCACCCUGCUGGGCAGUGAGUGCCUCUCCCAGCUCUGUACCUGCAGCACAGCAGCUCCAGGGUGGAUCCCAGAGCUCCCUUCCCAUGGCAGCUGUGGGUGAGUCCUGGCUGGGUGAGGAGGAGCCCUGGGCAGUGCAGGGUGUCCCCAAAGGCAGAGGUGGCAGCAGGAGGCCUGGGGACAGCAGCUGUGCAGCUGUUUCCUGCCUGGCCAGCAGCCCUUGGCCACGUCAGUGCAGCAGGAGCUGUCAGGAAUCCUGGCCAUGGCAGGAAUGUGUGGCUGUCCAGCCAUGGAUGCAGUUCUGUGUUGGGCUGGUUGUUGUUGUGCAGAGCACAGGAUCUCUUUGGGCUGCUGGAACUGCAGCUCCUGCAGCUCCUCUGGGGCUGCUCUGGCUCUGGGGGCUCUCACUGAGCAGGCAGAGCCUCUGGGGGACAUUGAGAGCAAAGCUCCAAGGGAAGGGGGCUCAGUGGCUCCCCAGGUAAUGGGCUUUCUUCCAGCCAUGGCAAAAUCUGGCACUGUUAUGAAUUAAAUUAUUUUUCAGAUUACACAUUAGACCAAAGUUCUAAAAACAAAAAGUUCUGUAUCUCUUCUGUACCUCUACUUUUUCUGAUAUUUUUUUUUACAAUUCAUCUUACCUUCCUAAAGCUGUUGUUGAGUUUCCCUUGGGUCCUUUAUUUUCUAAAUUACCUUAUAAAUUACUUUUAACAAAAAGCUCUCACUCAAGUCCCACCCAGUGGAUAUAUCCUAUUGAUGUAUCCCAAUGAUUUAUCAUUUUUGGCACCAAGCUGGGGCCACUGAGAUGCAGGUGGUGUGAAUGUGAUAACAUCACAAUUAUUUGGUUACACAAAGGCAAUUUUCCUCUAAUUAAAACAUUUGCUGCUGCUUGUCCCUUGCCUGCAUUUAGCCACUAUCUGUGAUUUUUCCUUGGGGUAGUUGACUGAGCUGUAAAUUCUGCCCUGUGAACUCAGCUGAGUUUAGCAACACUACCAACUUAAUCCAGGCUUUUUUUAGCCCUGAUUUGCAAGGGAGGGCUGGAGCAGGUCAGUGGUUCAUGGCCAGCUCUGCCCUAUGGCUGGACAGAUCCUGGUUUCAUUUCCAGCCAUGAUGGGAUCUGUUCAUUCCUUUUCCUGUGGAUGGUAUUUGGAAAUGUCAUUAAGAGAUCCAGAGAGAUAACUUUGAGAUAGCAAUUCCUAAAAGUCCUCUGGGAGCAGAGAAUAACAAAAUACCUGUUGAUGUGAGAUACUGGAGAAGAAUGGGGCUGAAAUGUCACCGGGCUGACACUCAGGACGUGCAGCACAGCAUGUUUCACAACACAAGCACUGCUUUUAACUUGUUCUGCUGCUCUGCUUGUAGGUGAUCUCAGAAAUGUUCUAAGCCAAGGUGUUACGUUCCAGCUUUCAGUUUGGAGCUUUAUGUCACUCAUUACUGGGGUUUUUAAAGCACUGCUUGUUGUCACUUUGUCCUCCCUGUCACUGUCCCAGCCCUGGGAGGGUGGAUGGGUCAGAGCUCCCUGGGCUGUGUGAGGCCAGGGAAGGGCUCAGAGUCUGAGCUGCUUCAGAGCAGGCUCUGCAGGUGUCCUAAACUGGGUUUCAAAGCUCUGAGAGAAGUCUGAUGUCAGUUGUAAAGACAAUCUUACACUAAGCAUGUAUUUUUAGAAGUUAUGUGUGUAAAAGAGGAUUAAAUAAAUCUGUUCUUAACUUUUAA
Molecule: messenger RNA, 10830 nt
Organism: Catharus ustulatus (Swainson's thrush)
Lineage: Eukaryota; Metazoa; Chordata; Aves; Passeriformes; Turdidae
Gene: ATG7
Product: autophagy related 7
Exons: 20
Coding region: 81-2201 (706 amino acids)
Biological process (GO): autophagosome assembly; autophagy of mitochondrion; piecemeal microautophagy of the nucleus
Cellular component (GO): phagophore assembly site; cytoplasm
Molecular function (GO): Atg8 activating enzyme activity; Atg12 activating enzyme activity
Source: RefSeq, a predicted model, not a curated record